Molecule: messenger RNA, 1776 nt
Organism: Ochotona curzoniae (black-lipped pika)
Lineage: Eukaryota; Metazoa; Chordata; Mammalia; Lagomorpha; Ochotonidae
Gene: DOC2B
Product: double C2 domain beta
Exons: 9
Coding region: 154-1392 (412 amino acids)
Cellular component (GO): membrane
Source: RefSeq, a predicted model, not a curated record
CGCCGAGCCGGCAGGAGCCGCGUCAGGGCCGUCCGGGGGCGCCGCCGGCCGUGCCCGCAGCCCCCAGCCGCGCCCCCGCCGGGCCUGCUGAGCCGCCCGCGGGCCGGGGUCGCGCCGGGCCGGGCCGCGCCCGGGCGGGGCAGGGCUGCCUGCAUGACCCUCCGGCGGCGCGGGGAGAAGGCGACCAUCAGCAUCCAGGAGCAUAUGGCCAUCGACGUGUGCCCCGGCCCCAUCCGGCCCAUCAAGCAGAUCUCCGACUACUUCCCCCGCUUCCCGCGGGGGCUGCCCCCGGACACCGCACUGCGCGCCGAGGCAACCCCGGACGCCCCCGCGCGCCCGGCCGCGGCCAGCGCGGGCCGCCGCAGCCCCUCCGACGGCGGCCGCGACGACGAGGAGGACGUAGACCAGCUCUUCGGAGCCUACGGCGCCAGCCCGGGCCCCAGCCCCGGCCCCAGCCCGGCGCGGCCGCCCGCCAAGCCGCCCGAGGACGAGCCGGACGCCGACGGCUACGAGUCGGACGACUGCACUGCCCUGGGCACCCUGGACUUCAGCCUGCUCUACGACCCCGAGAGCAAUGCCCUCCACUGCACCAUCAGCAAGGCCAAGGGCCUGAAACCAAUGGACCACAAUGGGCUGGCGGACCCCUACGUCAAGCUGCACCUGCUGCCAGGAGCCAGUAAGGCCAAUAAGCUGAGAACAAAAACCCUGCGUAACACACUGAACCCCAUGUGGAACGAGACCCUCACCUACUACGGGAUCACGGACGAGGACAUGGUCCGCAAGACCCUGCGGAUCUCUGUGUGUGACGAGGACAAAUUCCGCCACAAUGAGUUCAUCGGAGAGACACGGGUGCCCUUGAAGAAGCUGAAGCCCAACCACACCAGGACGUUCAGCAUCUGCCUGGAGAAGCAGCUGCCGGUGGACAAGACGGAGGACAAGUCCCUGGAGGAGCGGGGCCGCAUCCUCAUCUCCCUCAAGUACAGCUCACAGAAGCAGGGCUUGCUCGUGGGCAUCGUGCGCUGCGCACACCUGGCCGCCAUGGACGCCAACGGCUACUCAGACCCCUACGUGAAAAUAUACCUGAAGCCGGACGUGGACAAGAGAUCCAAGCACAAGACAGCCGUGAAGAAGAGGACCCUGAACCCUGAGUUCAACGAGGAGUUCUGUUACGAGAUCAAGCACGGGGACCUGGCCAAGAAGACCCUGGAGGUCACCGUCUGGGACUACGACAUUGGAAAGUCCAACGACUUCAUCGGUGGCGUGGUUCUGGGCAUCAACGCCAAGGGCGAGCGCCUGAAGCACUGGUUUGACUGCCUAAAAAACAAAGACAAGCGCAUCGAGCGCUGGCACACGCUCACCAGUCAGCUCCCGGGGGCCGUGCUCAGCGACUGACCGCCCCGCCCUGCACCUGCCAGGCCCGAGGCUUCCUCAGCCACCACCAAGGGCUGCAGCCCCCACACUGGGGGAGUCCAGGACACCUGCCCAGACACACAGCGGCUCGGAGGACCCAGGGCUGGGGAGGGCAGAGAGGCAGGCCAGGAGAAGGCCUCAGCCUCCAUACUCCCGGACACAUAGAGGUCCUUGAGAAAGCCCAGGCUGAGAGCACAGAGUGUGGAGCACCCAAGGGCCAGUGAAGGCCCUGGAGGAGGUGAGCAUGACUGCCAAGAAUGUCCCAAGAGUCCCAGGCAUGGCCACAGAGAGGUUGGGACACACAUAUUCCUCUCUGGUAUUGCUGGGCCAGCAGACAGCAGCCUGGGCAUGGGGUGCCAGCCCAUC